AUGAGUGAUGAAGUAAUAGGAAAUAUUAAUGUCAUGGCCUCUCCUCAAAAACCUAUCAGGCGCCGUCUUUCAUCUAGCUCAAGCUCGUCCAGCUCUAGUAGCUCUAGCAGUUCUAGAUCUAGUAGCAGUAUCUCGAGUAUUACUUCAUCUAGUACUAGUUUUUCUAAUGAUCACAACACAGCGCGACCACCUUUAGAUGAAAAAGCCGAUACACUGCCAGGUUUUUCUAGAGAUGAAAACGCCAAUCCACAGCCACGUACUUCUAGAGACAAUUUUUCUUCACCAUCCAUAUUGACACUGAUUUGCAACGAUUUGGUGACCUCAAUGAUGAUGACCCCUCUUACAUUCAAGAGAAAAACCAUCGUCAACGUUUACCAAGCCCAGCAGCUAUAA
Molecule: messenger RNA, 393 nt
Organism: Parnassius apollo (apollo)
Lineage: Eukaryota; Metazoa; Arthropoda; Insecta; Lepidoptera; Papilionidae
Source: the annotation of a GenBank genome assembly